CUUUACCCCCUGUACCCAGGUACUUUACCCUGUUCAUGAACCUGCUGAAUGACUGCAGUGAGGUGGAGGAUGAUGGCCAGCCGGUGGUUGGGAGGAAGAGGGGCAUGUCUCGACGCCUGGCCUCCCUCAGACACUGUACUGUCCUGGCCAUGUCCAACCUCCUCAACGCCAACGUGGACAGCGGACUCCUGCACUCUAUCGGUUUGGGCUACCAUAAGGACCUGCAGACUCGGGCCACCUUCAUGGAGGUUCUGACUAAGAUCCUCCAGCAGGGGACAGAGUUUGACACACUGGCAGAGACGGUGCUGGCAGACCGCUUUGAAAGGCUGGUGGAGCUGGUCACCAUGAUGGGAGACCAGGGAGAGCUGCCCAUCUCCAUGGCACUGGCCAAUGUGGUGCCAGGAUCCCAAUGGGACGAGCUGGCCCGUGUGUUGGUGACACUGUUUGACUCUCGCCACCUGCUGUAUCAGCUGCUGUGGAAUAUGUUCUCCAAGGAGGUAGAGCUGGCUGACUCCAUGCAGACUCUCUUCAGAGGCAACAGUCUGGCCAAUAAAAUCAUUACCUUCUGUUUCAAGGUUUACGGGGCGGCGUACCUACAGAAGCUCCUGGAGCCUCUACUUAAAGGGGUCGUCACCACCCCAGAGUGGCACAACAUCAGCUUUGAGGUGGACACAACCAGGUGGAAUGCAUGACUCUAAUACAGAAGUGGAGCUCUGGUCCUCUGGAGUGGCGUGAUCAUCAAAACAUUUCUGGACCAUGUUGACCAUUUGUUCAGCGGUUACCUGGUUACCAGAAGAAAUAGGGAAGGACAGCCCUGAAAUGGCUCUGCUGAUGGUCGCAGAGAGGGCAGAGUUAAGCUGUUCGACCACCACCUUGAUAAGACCAACAGUCAGCUCAGGUGGGCAAGAGGACAUGAUAUUAUGACCAGACAGUUGCUCCUGGACACUUUUGAUGAUUCUGUCCUCUGUCAUUCCCAGGUGGACUUUCACUGAGGUCUGGGAACUUUAAAACAAACAAGCAAAGCAUGAUAAUUCCUGUCUUAACUUGGCAAAUCGGUCAAGCGUUGUAAUUGUAGUAUUCUAAAUAUCUACAUGUCCUUUUGAUCGCUUUACAUGCUCAUUAAUUUGAAUAUGCUCAAAGGCUGAUACAUUACAUUUUGUACUACAUCAGAUAGAGUAAAUUGCAUUGGCUAACACUGGGAUAUAUGAUCUUGGUGAAAUCCAUACAUGAAAACCUUGAGGGGAACAUACCUCUUAGAAGAGGGUGUUAGGGACCUGAGAUGUUGAGCCCCUGUGCCGCCCUUAUUCAUUUUCUUCGCCAGAUAUCUAACUUCCUGGAUGAGCUCCAGUCUUUCCUGAUCAAAGGCAGCAAAGGAUCUUGCACUGCCACCCCUCUUGGGUGAGUCAGUGUCGUUGUCAGCAAAGUCCUUUACCCCAAGUACGCGGGCCAGGGCUGGCAGCAGGAUCUGCAGGGUGGUCUGUGCGAUGAAGGUUACAAUUGUCUUGCACAAUUUGGCAAGCUGUUCCUUUGUCAUCUGUUUUAAACAAACAGAACAAAAACAGUCUUUUCAAUGGAACUGUGAUGUAAAGUAUUCUAGAUCGAACAGAAUGCAUUUGAUCUCAACAUUGUUAUUCUUGUCUGUGACUGAAUUCAAAGUUUGAUGAAGUCUGACAGAGAAAUGAACAUGAAUAACAGAAUAUGACUUGAUGGCUAAUCUCUGAAUUCAACAGAUCAUUGACUCAAAGGCAGGUAGGGAAACUUACAGGUUUUUUUUAGUCCUUUGUAGAUCACUUGCCACUGCCUAGAAAAUUUAAAAUAAGUGUUUUAGUUAGUGUUUAGUUCCCACUGCACAAUAUUUCAUCAAUGUUGAACAUUACAGAAAAACUUUUAACAUACUCAUCAGUAAGAUUGCGCAGGAAUGAGAUGAGGAUUGGGUAGGAGUAUUCCAUCUCAUCCUUGUUGCCUGGGCCGAAUGCAGCCUUAACAGCUUUCUUCUCCAGGAGCUCAAUUACAGAUCCUCUAUCCAGGUGUUUAUUCCUGGAGACUAAAGAUGUGAUUGCCGUAGAGGAAGUAGAAACAAAAUUAAAGAGAAAUCAGACUUUAUCUCUUAAUACUCUGAUUUCAUUGUUUUAGGGUUUGUGUGGAUAAGUCGUUCAUGUUCAGCAUAGCUAGCAAAGCGAUUCACAUUUUUUGCAAAUUAACUAAAAAUGGCACCUGCAUCUCCAGCUGUAGCCAUCGAAAAACGAUCAGUGGUAAAAGUCGGUCGCUCACCCCACUCUUCCAAUGACAUGACAUCCUCCCAGCAGCUAGCUAGCUAACGCUAUGCUCUGUGUUUUAAGCUAAAUAAAUAGCUACAUACAUAAAUAGGUAUGCUUGCCCAGGGUGUCAAACUCAAAUCAGCGCACGGCCAUAUUGACAAAAUAACAAAUUUGCGGCCCAGACAUAUCCUUUUUGCUUAUACAAAAAACUACGCAAACUGGCCAUUGUUUUCUCAUAAAAGAAAUGUGUCCCUUUAUAAAUAUCCACGUAUGUACAGAGGAUACUGUAUAUAGCAUUUGAACAUACCAAAACAAAGAUAUAAAUCAUAUUUGUCCAACCUUCGCUGCUAUGCUUGUAGAUGUGCAUAAUAUGCUGUGGAGUGUCUGUACACUUCCCCUCGGCUGAGCGCUGUAACCGGGGCACACGAAAGCAGCGCAAUUGAAGUUAAAUUGACUGAUGAGAGACUCAGGCUAUAAUUUCAUAAAGUAGAUGACUCGAAAGUUUACUCAUUUAUACUCGCUUGUGUGUCCUAUUGAGUUUGACACGUGCGCUAGCCUAUUUGCCCCGUUAUGGCGGACUUCUGAUCAUUGCCCUUGCUAGUUUGAUUGUGUUGACAUUCUCAGCCUUCGUUACAGUCGUCCAUUUUUGUUCAAAAUAUUGAGUCAUUGAAACAUCUCGAAUGGGUGGAGGCAGCAAACAAUGUACCCGGCCAGAUGUGAUUUCCAACCUGACAGCAAUAUCUUUUGGACUACCAAGAAAUGUUUUUGUAAUUUAUAUUAAAUCCCGCAAAGAACUGCUUCCAUCUAUUCUGCCAACAAUGCGUAAAUCAUGGACUUUUGAGUUAAAUAUAACCUAUUUUUAACAGCUCUUAUGAAGUUAGUUUUGGAACAUAAAUUGGGAUUUUGAUAUUUUUGACUGAAAUGAUUGCACUUUAAGGCUCGACAGAAAAAAGGGGUUAAAAAUGACAUUGAAUUUCACCAGCCAGAAAACAACAGCGAAUACAUGGAGAUAUGACUCCCAGAGCAAAGCAGAAAAAUGUCUCACAGGUGAUCAGCCAGACACACAGUGUUUUACAGAGCAAUAAAUUAUAACCAUAGUCCACAAGACAGACACCAACAUGCAUGUACACAAGACAGACAAUCCUCACUUCACCUAGGCCUUUAGAUUCAAAUAUUUGGUGCAAGUGCAAUAAACCAAUUUCAAAUAGGCCCUAUACAGUAUAUGGCCCAAAUACAACAGACAUAAAACCACCGCAAUCACUAAGCAAGAUGACUGUGUCGUUGUAAAUAAGAAUUUGUUCUAAACCGGCUUGCCUAGUUAAAUUCAAAGAUUAACAAAUGUAAAGAAAGAAAUAAAAAUGCACACAAUACUUUACUACGUAACAUUCCACUGUAUAUGCACUGCAGCAACACAGAAAGAAGUGUUGUAGAAAACUGUCCCCCUGGUGAUGUGUUGAUGUCAACUGCAGCCAAAUUCAGCCUCUAGAAACAUUCCGAGAAACACUGUUGCACCCAUUCCAAUCCCAAAACCCAUCUGGAAGAGAGAAAGAGAGGAACGCACGUGUCAAACUCAUUUCACGGAGGGCCGAGUGUGUUGGUUUUCACUCCUCCCUUGUACUUGAUUGACUAAUUAAGAUCAGUAAUUAGUAAAGAACUACCCUCACCUGGUUGUCUAGGUCUUAACUGAAAGGAAAAACCAAAAAGCCGCAGACACCAGGCCCUCCAGAGAAUAAGUUUGACACCCCUGCUGUAACCGAAUGCACUGGUUUCUUGGAGUUAAUAGAAAAUGGAAGCAAGUAAGUUGGCGCUACUAUUUGUAGAAUGUCUUUAUUUUUUAAUGAAAGGCAACGUUAUUUUUGCUUUUGAAAAUAAAAGGGUCUGAGGAAAACGUU
This is a messenger RNA of Oncorhynchus masou masou (cherry salmon), 4150 nucleotides long. Its product is annotated as neurofibromin-like. The record is from RefSeq and is a predicted model, not a curated record. NCBI's taxonomy places the organism in Eukaryota, Metazoa, Chordata, Actinopteri, Salmoniformes, Salmonidae. The coding region runs from base 36 to 692 and encodes 218 amino acids. The transcript has 5 exons. Gene Ontology annotation, biological process: regulation of GTPase activity.